Anopheles coustani is the source of this 990-nucleotide messenger RNA. It is a transcript of the gene Fer1, whose product is annotated as pancreas transcription factor 1 subunit alpha. Gene Ontology annotation, molecular function: protein dimerization activity; DNA-binding transcription factor activity, RNA polymerase II-specific; RNA polymerase II transcription regulatory region sequence-specific DNA binding. NCBI's taxonomy places the organism in Eukaryota, Metazoa, Arthropoda, Insecta, Diptera, Culicidae. Bases 1 to 906 code for a protein of 301 amino acids. The record is from RefSeq and is a predicted model, not a curated record. Gene Ontology annotation, biological process: developmental process; regulation of transcription by RNA polymerase II. The transcript is spliced from 3 exons.
AUGUUCUCGAUGGACUCGUUCGACUUCGAGGCGGUGAUGAGCCGGCAUCUGUUUGAAGGGCCGUCGGCACACCAGCACCAGGGUCAGCAGCCACUACAUCAUCUGCAGCAGCACUCGUGUCAGCAGCAGCAUCAUCAGUCGCAGCAUCAGCACCAGCAGCAACAGCAGCAACAGCAUCAGCUGCCUCACCUGGACUCCGAUCAUCACUACAAUUCGCACCAUCACCAUCACCACCAUCAUCAUCACCAUCAGGUUCCGGAGCUUCAGGGAGAUCAGCAGCACCACAACCUACAUCAGGCCAACAAUGUCGACUCCACCACCUCGAAUAGCUCGGACUUCUUUCUGGCGGAUGAUGAAAACACGACCGACAGCGAAUCGUACUGUGGCUUCAACAGUGAUCAGGAGAACACCGAUUCCAUGAAAGAGAUUUAUAGCAACAGAAGUUCGAAGUAUCGCCGACCAAAAUGCGCCUCCCAGCAGGCCCAACAACGCCAGGCGGCCAACUUACGCGAACGGCGCCGUAUGCAGAGCAUCAACGAAGCAUUCGAGGGCCUUCGGACGCACAUUCCAACGCUGCCGUACGAGAAACGGCUCAGCAAGGUGGACACGCUGAAGCUGGCCAUCAGCUACAUCUCGUUCCUGGGCGAGAUGCUGCGCAAGGAUAAGAACGGCAACGAGACCGGCACGACCGGGGUCAAGCGCCAUCCGGUGAAGGAACCGCCGAAGAAGUUCAUCGUUCGUGGUGGUAGCGGGCAGGCGCAUUCGCUUUCCUGGCACCGGAAGGGAGAUCGGAAUGCAAAUGGACGCUACUUUGCGCGCAUUUGGCGGCCGGAGGAUCCUCGCAGCAACCAUCGCAAUAUCGCCGCCGGUCCCUCGACGUACGCCACCAACGGAGCGCUCUGUUAAAGGACGAUAAACCCUGCUAACCAAAGAAAAUUAUCUACCGACACUAGUCUACCAAAUGUGCAACACAACUCUAGUCUUUGCUCU